GCCGGCGCCGCCCGCGGGCCAGCAGGGUGCGUUGCGCCGCGCGGUGUCUGAGGCGGCGGCUCCGCUCCGCGCCCGCCGCGCCCGCUCCCGCCGGUACCGGAGAUUUGUCCUUUCCCCCUGCAGGAAGUGCCAGAGGAGGUGGGGACACCUGCCCAGGAGCAAUCCAGGAAUCCAGAAAAAAAAAUCAAAAAUCCAGAAAAAAAUCAAAAAUCUCCAUCUGGAGAACGAGGCUGCUCUGCAGUAGGAAGCAGGUGGCAGCACUGCCCUUGCUGCCCGUGUUAUUCCUGGCUGGGAGAUUCCCUGGAUCCAACCCCGCGGUCUGGACCGACUGACAGACAGCAUUCCUGCGCCCUUAGGAUUCUGCUGUGCUGGGGCCCGGAGCCGAUGGCAGAGAAUGUCCACGACUAACAACAUAGCUCAGGCCAGGAAGCUCGUGGAGCAGCUCCGCAUCGAGGCCGGGAUCGAGAGGAUCAAGGUCUCCAAAGCAUCCUCGGAGCUGAUGAAUUACUGUGAGCAGCAUGCUCGGAAUGAUCCUCUGCUGGUGGGAGUUCCUGCUUCUGAGAAUCCCUUUAAGGACAAAAAGCCCUGCAUCAUCCUAUAGCCGUGGAUCCUUCCGGAAGGAAUUUCCCCAUCCAGCCUCUGGAUCCAGGCUCCUCCACAGCUCCACCUGCACCCAGGGGUAAAAAACUCAACGCUGGCUUCAAACAGAACUUCAAAAAAAAUUCCUGAGAAAAACAAAAAAAAAAUCCAAGAAAAACAAAAAAAAAUCCCAGAGAAAAACAAAAUAA
Molecule: messenger RNA, 788 nt
Organism: Zonotrichia leucophrys gambelii
Lineage: Eukaryota; Metazoa; Chordata; Aves; Passeriformes; Passerellidae
Gene: GNG7
Product: G protein subunit gamma 7
Exons: 6
Coding region: 395-601 (68 amino acids)
Biological process (GO): G protein-coupled receptor signaling pathway
Cellular component (GO): heterotrimeric G-protein complex
Molecular function (GO): G-protein beta-subunit binding
Source: RefSeq, a predicted model, not a curated record